UUCGCUUCCAAAGAAAAUGAAGAAUACUACUCUUGCACUCGUAGCAUCGCUACUCGUAGCCUCCGGCAUGUGCGGUUUCGACGUGCAAACGUUCAAAGGGAUGAACGACAAGGCGGUCAGCAGGCAUGCGGUGAAGAGAGAUGGUGGACACUUCCUGUGGAACCCCGACAACACGGCUUAUUGUACCGACGGCAGCCAGUGCAUUGGGUGGUGCGGCUUCAUGGAGGAUUACCUCGCCAACACGCCGAACGCGGACGGAUGUGGGCAAAACAAUCUCUGCUACUGCCAGACGACCGAUCCGAAAGCGACUUGCGAAUACAUGCUUGGGCAUCCAGUAGUGGAUUCAUGUACUCGGGGUGGAAGUGUUCUGGAUCUUGGCUCGCAGUACGAGGGCAUCUGCGUCUCUGCUUGCCAGCCAGACGACCCUCGGGAGAAGGAACACGGCGGAAACGGCAUGUGCAAUGCCUCGACUGAUCCUUGUUUAAAGGCUUGAGCCUUCUUGGAGGUCUGGUUGAAAUUGUCUGCCGUUCUUGGUGGAGCUAUGCGGACUCACAGAUCAGAUCUUGAUCGAUGUCGGUCGAGCUUCGUGUACUGACAGUCCCGGUCUUCUCAAAUGCUCGGUGAGCUACCAACGGCGAAUUCAGUCUAUGUACUGCUGCACAAUUUCGAUCGAC
This is a messenger RNA of Zymoseptoria tritici IPO323, 674 nucleotides long. RefSeq lists its product as uncharacterized. NCBI's taxonomy places the organism in Eukaryota, Fungi, Ascomycota, Dothideomycetes, Mycosphaerellales, Mycosphaerellaceae. Bases 17 to 493 code for a protein of 158 amino acids. The transcript has 4 exons. The record is from RefSeq and is a predicted model, not a curated record.